AUGUAUAAAUUUAACAAGAGUUAGACAGUUCCACUUAGAGUUAAGGAAAAAAGUAGCAUUCUUGCUCUUUGUGUUAAUUGUGAAGAAUUCAUUCCUAUAGAUAGAAUAGAUCUUCAUGCUUAAAUUUGCACUUAAGUUUCUAAUAAAGUACUCAAAUUUGCGUUUUCUUCCAUAUGCUUUGAAGAAAAUGAUUUUAAAUUGAAAAAAUUGAAAACAAAUUUAUAAAAUAAGAAUUAUGAACAUACAUAAAGAUUAUGUCGUAUUUGUGAAUUAGUUUCUUAAAUCAAUUCUAUAGGAUAUGUAGAAGAAGCUUCAUUAAUAGAAUUUGAAUAAGAACUAAUUAUAUUAAGUAAAGAACCAAUUCAAUCUUUGAAUUUAUCACUAUAUAUAGAAAGAUUACACUCUCUUGUAAUAUAAAGAAUAUAAAUCAUUCAAAAUUAAUUGAAUUCUAAAGUUAUUAGACCAUCUUAAUCUUAAUAAAACUUUUAUCCAUAAACUAGUACUGUUUUUAAUUCAAAAUAAUCUAAAAUCUCAAUUGGUUCAACUCAAACUAUGAGUAAUAAUAAUUUAUAAAAUUUAAUAUCUAAUAAAUUUGAAAAAUCAGAAAUUAUUAUUUCAGGACAUAGAAUUACUUAAAGUCAAAUUCCAGAAAAUCGAAUGACAACUUUAUCUAGAUUUUCAUAAGAUAGUGGCAAUUACUAAUAAGGAUUGACAUCUCAAUAAAAAAGAGGAGAAAUCUUAUUAACCAAUAUAAGUGAAUAAUCAGUAGAAACAAUUAAAGAAUAUGUAAAUCCAAAAACUUUUGCUUAACGUUGUUUUUAUUCUAAGGUUUUAAAUUUAAAAUUAGGAUAUCCAUAAUCAAGUCCUGCUUAAAAAAUUCCUGUAUCAUUACUUUGGAAAUUGGCAGAGUAAAAAUAGAUAAAAUCUGAAAACUGGGAUUUAUUUAUUCAAUAAUGUCUUGAUAAUCCUUUUGAAUAUGUGGAUCCUAAGAAAUUCAAUAAUUUUAAUAAUUCAACUUAAAAUUAGUAAAAAUAUUGA
This is a messenger RNA of Paramecium primaurelia, 1038 nucleotides long. The record is from the annotation of a GenBank genome assembly. Lineage: Eukaryota; Ciliophora; Oligohymenophorea; Peniculida; Parameciidae.